Messenger RNA from Brassica oleracea var. oleracea, 870 nucleotides. Its product is annotated as zinc finger protein CONSTANS-LIKE 6. The transcript is spliced from 3 exons. Lineage: Eukaryota; Viridiplantae; Streptophyta; Magnoliopsida; Brassicales; Brassicaceae. Bases 77 to 673 code for a protein of 198 amino acids. The record is from RefSeq and is a predicted model, not a curated record. Gene Ontology annotation, molecular function: protein binding. Gene Ontology annotation, biological process: regulation of DNA-templated transcription. Gene Ontology annotation, cellular component: nucleus.
UAUGUAUAUAUCUAUGCUUUCGGUAUGAUGCUCGGAUAGACUAAGAAAAAAAAAAGAGUGGAGGAAAAGAUAAGACAUGGAUACACAAAGGUUACCAAAGAAAGAAGAGCAAGAAGAAGAAGUGGCUGAUCAUAAACCUUUUUCAAUCUUUGAGUCCAUUAACGCUUUCUCUCGAGAGCAACACUAUCAUUCUGUCGAUGGCUUCGACCGCAUUUUCGACAUGAACAUUGACAGUUUAAGCUGCUCUCAUGAGCUCAACUGGGAUUUCUGGAAAGAAGAAGAUGUGAAGGAAGAAGAGAAGAGUUUGAGUACUGAUCACGAAGGCUCAAGUUCUGGGUUUUGGGAUAAUAUGUCGACGGAUUAUGAAGACAGAGAGUUGGGUCUGAAGCUGAAUCUGAACCAUCAAGAAGUUAUUGAUGCUUGGUCUGAUCGCCGACAGCAGCCUCUGUGGACAGAUACCUCAAUGCUACUGGCUCCGGCCAAUGCCCUUUAUAGGGGUGAAGUGCCGGUGAUGGAUGAAGAGAGAAACAUGAGAAGAGAAGCGAGUGUGUUAAGGUACAAAGAGAAGAGACAGAGUAGGCUCUUCUCUAAGAAGAUAAGGUAUCAAGUCCGAAAACUCAACGCUGAUAAACGACCUCGUUUCAAGGGUCGGUUCGUGAGAAGGGAGACUUAAAAGGGGAAAUAAAUAUCUGGAAGAAAAAUAUCUCCAAUCUUCGAUGCGUCUUUUUUCUUAGUAUUAUAUUAUUAUUAUGACGAUUAUUAUUUCACAUUUUAUUUGUGUUUUUGUGACAUAUCAUUAUCAACUUUUACAACUUUGUCAAAUUUGAAACGAAAAAUAUCUCCUUCGCGAAUAAAAGAGAUGCAAAAAUA